AUGACUUGGACAAGAACAAACGCCUUUCUCAAAGGUAGAAUUUUGAAACCGUUUUUACCAAAUGAAAGACAUCCCCAUUUGAGAAGCCCACACUUUAAGAAUUUGUACCCUGGUGACCAAGUCUUUAUUUUUGACGUCAAGGAUGACAAAUGGGCAAGAGGGUAUGCCGUGGUGAAACCUUGGCCAAAUGAGUAUAUUGCUACCUCAAAUAACUUGGAUGAAUUGCCGGUGCAAAACGUUGAAGUUGUUAUUUUCCCCUUAGCUUUCGUCAAGAUUACUGGCGAAUUGGCAUACCCAGAGUUGGAAGUUAAUGAAGAAUUCAAUAACAUAGUGGAUGCUUCGACGGUUCCUACCAUCGCUGACCUGGAAAAGAACCAUAAUGAAGCCACUAAUGGAGUGCAAGAGAAUUAUUCAAAGCCUCAGAUUCCACCUUUUCCAAGUACUUACAACGAGGUUGAAAAUUUGAGCGACGAAACCAAGUACACAUUGGAAUUACUUGCCUCGCAUAUUUUUGCGUUGUACUCAAUGGGCGAGUUUAGACUCUUUGCCAAAUUGGUGCUGAUUUAUCAUGCUUUGAAUGAAACAAGAAUCAAGUUACUGUACGACCUUUUGACAGAGGAUGAGGCUCAAGUUGCAAGAGAAACUGUUGUUUUCUUGUUUAACAAAAUCCCCAAAUUACUUUCAUCUAAAACUGCUAGAAUUGAAACAAAAGCAUAUGAUUUAGAGAAUGACGACACUGAUGUUUCUGGAUAUAAGUCCAUUUUAGCAAGAGACGCAUACAAUGGCCGUAUUCUUCACUGGGGCAAUUCGAAUCCAGCGAUGAUUGCAUUAAACAGUGAGUUAGGUGGUCUUGACCAAAAUUUCCCAAUUAAAAUUCAUAAUUCUGUUGAAAAGUACUCGUUGCAUCCACCAUUGGGUAGAAAUUUUAGACAUGAACCACCUUCCCAUAUUUUGGUUGAUUUUAAAUCCGUUUCAGGUUCUUCUGCUUACCAGCCUCCAGGAUUUGCCGGUACAAUUGCUUACAUGUACCUUCGUAACGCACACAGGCGUUUAACUGAGGCUUUUGCUGUCCAUACAGAUUCAGUCGAUGACUUGGUAAACGUUGAAAAGAUUAGUGCUGCGUUGUUUAGAAAUGUUCCCUCAAGUGAAAUUGUCAACAAUAAAGUUUUCCUCGUGACUGUUUUAACUGAGGAGGUUGAUUUAACUUUGAAGAACUCUCCUGCGCCACAGAUUAGACGAGUGAAAAGGGGUAUCGCUGCUGGUGUGGCCGAUAUCACCAGAAUCUUCUCUCGCAAUACUGGAUCGUUGCAAUCAGGCGAGGCACACCACUUUUCCAUCAAAUUGUAUGGAUCCUACAUCAACAAGCGAGGUGAUUCGUUUGAUGGAGUUGAGAACAAUGGGUGGGGAGAGCUUGUUGAUCGAAUCAUUGCAGGUACAAGCCAAGGAAUAGCUGUGAAUCCUAGAGCUGAAAAACUAGUUGUCACCGUCAAAGAAUUCAAGCAUCAGUUUAGCUCGUCCAACAAUGACAUGGUCUCAAGCUCAACCCCAAUUGCUAGGAUCAAGCCAAUCUUUUUUGACCCAUUGGCAGAAAAUUACGAGCGUAUUUAUUUAAGGAUGAGCCGAGUCCAUUUGAUCAAAGGCGGUGCCAAAGAUGACUUGUUGACAUUUGAAGUUAGCACACCCAACAAUGAGCUCAUUACGUUUGCAAAGGCUUCGAAUCAGUUGGAAAAGAGACAAUGGCAGUUCAUAUCUGUCUUUUCGGGUGAAUGUAUUGGUGAAAUCGUCAAAGUUAAUGGAGUCUCUUUGAAGAGUCCAAAUAAGAAGCCAAUGAGAGAUGACUUCAUUUUGUUGUCAUUUUAUGUGAACGGAGUCUUGACCGGUGAAGGAAAGCUCUUGUACAAAUCAGGGAACCGAUUGGUUGAAUUCAACAAAACGAAGCCCCACGUUGUUGAAAUAUUUUCAACCUCGCAAAAUAUUCCAAUUGCUCGCGUUGAAGUCAAUACGGAAUAUGUGGGUAAAGUUUACAAUUCCGACGUUUCCAUCGAUAACAUUUUCCAAUAUGAAAAAUAUUUCAAGUUGGGGCAAAAGGGACUUGACGAAUUAUCGAAUUCGUUGGUUGUUUUUUGCAAGUUGGAGCUUGCACAAUUGCUCAAGUACUUUAGUGAGCUUUUUUCAUCCUUGCUUGGGAUUGUUGAGAAUUCAUCCCGCCACUCUGGACUGACAAUUGAAAUUUUAGAGGACAACACAUUCAAAGCAAUCAUCCACUUGUUGGAUAUCUUAUUCGGUAAGCAGGAGGAAUACUUCCAUUUGAUUGACGAUUUUAUGGUGAAACACACCUACCCUGAACAGGUGGGUAUUUAUUUGAUUAACAAGGUUAGCGAGUUAUUUGGUAGAGCUACUGUCAAUUGGAAUUCUGUGGCUAGAUCUAUGUGCAGGGUCAGCACUGUUUUGUUGAGAGUGGCUUUGAAGACUCUUCGAGAAAGUGCCGACUUGGAAGUUACUCUCAAUGCUUUAAAUGGAUUAUUCAUGUCGGUUGAAAAAUUUCUCUCUGUUGAUUCUGCAGCCUUAGUCGAGGAUCAAGUGUUGGUAUUAGAUAGUCUUGAUUAUCUUAUCAGUUUGAAGUCUCGCAUGGAUGAUCGUACGUUGAUGGACAUGCUGAUUCGGUUCAUUGACUCCAUUGGCCUUCGUGGAAUGGGUGCAGACGAAUUGAAUUACGAUGGAACUAUCAAGAAGGCAACAAAAGAGCACAAGAUUCCAAUCAGCAAGCUUCUUUUGAUCUUGCGUUUGCUUCACGGACCGCUUGUGGAGAACGAUGACGUGCGACAUGUUAUGCUCGCAAAGUCGAUUCAAUGGGCUAUAGAUACGUUUCUUGGACCAAUGGAUGUGGAAGCUACUAGAUUGGGCUGUAGUGUUCUUAACAAGGUGUGCACUAUUUUGUGGGAAAGGUCGUUACCUUUUGGUAAGGAUUUAGAUUUGUGUUUUACGUUAGCCAAGUUCUUACCAGCAAUGGCGAGAACCUUUAUUCGAUACAACAAGUUCACUAGAGGAAACGAUUAUUUCAAACCAAAGCGUAUCCUCACGCAAUUGUUCCCUACUACUUACCCCUUCAAUUCAUUCACAAUCGACCAAGCAGUCAAUGAUGAGCUGUUGGUUGAAGUUUUGGUAGAAUUAGCUGUUUGUUUUUCAUUUAUGGCAAAAAUUGGUAAGGCAGCAGCUGGAAACGAUGGAUUUGGACGUAUUUUAAACACGGAAAUUGAAGGUGACGUUUUUGAUCCAUCAAAAUAUUUAGCAGCGGACUUUCAUGGAGAAGAUCUUUUGACAGUUAUAUCUGGGAUCAGGUAUAUUAGGUUGGGAAAGUACUUCCCUGAAGACAAGUGGCUAUCAUUGUAUGCGACGAUUGUUGAUGGGUCAAUGUGUGCUUUGGAGUUGGUGAGACCUUUGAUUGUUUCGUAUCAACUUCCGCCUAUUGAGGAGUCGGAACAUUUUGAUAGAGUGCUUUGGGGUAACUACUUGAAGGCAUUGUUAAAAUUGGCGGUUCUUCCACCAGUAGCUGUUGAACAUUUGUCCAAUGUUCCUGGUAGAGCCUGCUCAGAGAUUACUCGCAAUGUGCGCGAUAGAGCUGCAUACUUGAUCAAUGAGGCUUGGGAUGCGUUGGCGUGGGAUUCUACAGAGUCGGACAUUAUAAGAUUCAACUUGAACAAGUUUGGAGGAUACCAGGUUGAGUUUAUCAAUGACGAGUUCAGCUUGAUCCCUGAAUUGGUGUUGUUUGGGCUUCAAAGAAAUGACGAAUGCCAAUCUGUUGCUGUGAAAAUGAUUUGGUCAAUUAUGGUUUCAGAGUACGUGUUGAGUGGAGAAUUGCGCGAGGUUGAGAAACAAUGUCUCAUUGGCCUCUUUGAAGUGUAUCAGAAAGCUUCAUACAAGCCAUCCAAAGAGGAUCAAGAUAAUUUUAUCAGGAGAAUGAAGGCAACCAUUAGGUUGGAUCGCGAAGAUGAAGCGUUUGGAACUUUCUACGAAUUUAUUCAAAAUAUUACCACCUUCUGCGCAACAUUGGUAUAUUACAUAAGUGUCCCUGUUGGUCACGAGUUUGAUGAAGACAGAAGAUUCCACAACAUCAAGUUGAGAGCACAGAUCAAAGCAGCGGGCAAACCCGAAUACUUCAAUUCGUUUAUUGGCACCAUGUACGAUGAUUAUAUUCGAAAAAACGAUUUCGUGCAAGCAGCAUUGAGCUUGGAGUUAUUAGCAGCAACAUAUACCUGGGAUCAUAAGGAAAUUGUUCCUGCCAGUUUCAGACCCAAGUUCCCCGAACAAACCUCAUUUGAGAGAAAGGAGUUGUUGUACAAGAUGAUGGCCACCAAUUUCAUCAAAGGAAAAAGUCUUGAGAAGGCUGCGGAUACUUUGAAUGAAUUGUUAGAUGCUUACAACGAGCACACUUAUGAUCUCAAGAGUUUUGCGCAUGUCCACAACAAAUUGGCUCAACUUUAUUUGGAUUUAGAGUCUUCAGAUAAGUUGGAGCCGUCUUAUUUCCGUGUGGAGGCGAUUGGAACUGGGUUCCCAUAUUAUAUGAGGGUGAUUUCGCAGAUCUAUCAGGGUUUGCCUUUUGAACACAUCACUUCUAUUCAUGAACGUUUGUUGAAGGUUUUCCCUGGUGCAAUCAUGAUCAAUGAUGAUGCAGAGGCGCAGAACUUGAAAGAGAAUAAUGUUACUGGAAGAUAUCUCUUGGUUAAGACGGUUGAACCAGUUUUUGAAUUUUCGGAUAAGCUUUUUGGCACAUCGUUUGGUGUCAGACAGUAUGCAAGGAAUAAAGACUUGAGGUUUUUCAAGAGUGUAACCAAGAUUCCUGGGUCCACAUCUGUAUUUGAUUUAUGGACAGAUCAAACGACUUAUGAAUCCUGGUUGAGCUUCCCAACGUUAAUGAAUAGAAGUUUCAUUAAGUCAUCCGAAACUGUUAGAUUAUCACCUUUGGACAAUGCUAUUCAGACAAUUACCAAAAAGAAUGACGAUUUGAUCUUGUUGGAGAAUUUGAUCAACACUGCAAUCAAAGACAAGAAUGAUUAUCUGUCACACUUCAGUGAUUUGUCCAGACAAUUGAGUGGAACUGUGGAUGCGCCUGUCAAUGGUGGUAUUGGACAGUACAGGUUGUUCUUUACUGAUCCAAGGUACCAGGACAAGGAAGAAAACUUGAUCAAAACUGAGUUGCUCCAUAAAGCAUUCAAGGAUAUGGCGAUUGUGUUGAGCCGUUGUUUGACAUUACAUGGCAAAUUGUGUCCUCCCGGUAUGAGCUCUUCUCAUGAGGCGUUGGUGGAGUUGUUUGAAAAGAAUUUCAAAGAAGAGAUUGAGAGUUUGAAAUUGGCUCCUAAUCAAAAUGAUGUUGCAUCAUCUAGGGUGUCGCUCUUCCACAGCAAGAGAGGCGACGUUUCCUCGUCUUUCAAUGACAGAGCAUCAUCCUUCCACAGUUCAAAUCAAUAUCAACCAUCGUCAGCGAGUGCAUCCAUAACCGGAGCUGGAUUGGAGAGGUCAAGCACGCAAAACUCUUCCCAUUCUGGUAGGUCUGGCAAUAAGUCGACCCACUCAUCUGGGUUUACGAGUGGUGUGGUCUCCACUGGCCAAAGCAGUGGAGGAGGAUACUCUCAAUUUUCAAGCCUAACUGGAAGAAAGACUGCUGUGUCUAAUACAACUAGUAAAAGAGAAGCUCCCAAAAAGGUCAAUGCUCUCAACGGGCGAUGGUUUAACGUCAAUUCAAGAGAAACACCACCCACCAACGAAACCACUAAUUUUUCCAAUAAUAUUGUCAAUAUGUUUAGAGUCACUGCUAGAUCAGCUGCACGCUCAUUGAGAUUACCAGCUCAAAAAGCUUCCUUCAUCACCCCAUUGAGAUUCUACGUUGCUCCACCAAUCACCAGGGAUGAAGUUAUCAACCGUGCUUUUGAGGCAUUGAAAACAGUUGCUACUUUACAAGGAUCAAACAUAUCCUUGGAGAGCUCAUUUCAAAAGGAUUUGGGAUUAGACUCGUUGGACACUGUUGAAGCUUUGGUCGCUUUGGAAGAGGAGUUUGAUUUGGAGAUUCCAGACAAAGUAGCCGACGAUAUUAAGACUGUUGGUGAAGCUGUAGACUACAUUUUGAAAGAGGAAGUCAAAGAGGAUGCUUAA
Lodderomyces theae is the source of this 6147-nucleotide messenger RNA. RefSeq names its product guanine nucleotide exchange factor DCK1 (gene DCK1). Lineage: Eukaryota; Fungi; Ascomycota; Pichiomycetes; Serinales; Debaryomycetaceae. The transcript is spliced from 2 exons. The record is from RefSeq and is a predicted model, not a curated record. Gene Ontology annotation, biological process: fatty acid biosynthetic process; small GTPase-mediated signal transduction. Bases 1 to 6147 code for a protein of 2048 amino acids. Gene Ontology annotation, molecular function: small GTPase binding; guanyl-nucleotide exchange factor activity. Gene Ontology annotation, cellular component: plasma membrane; cytoplasm.